Molecule: messenger RNA, 1762 nt
Organism: Salarias fasciatus (jewelled blenny)
Lineage: Eukaryota; Metazoa; Chordata; Actinopteri; Blenniiformes; Blenniidae
Gene: nmnat1
Product: nicotinamide nucleotide adenylyltransferase 1
Exons: 5
Coding region: 69-881 (270 amino acids)
Biological process (GO): NAD+ biosynthetic process
Cellular component (GO): nucleus
Molecular function (GO): nicotinamide-nucleotide adenylyltransferase activity; nicotinate-nucleotide adenylyltransferase activity
Source: RefSeq, a predicted model, not a curated record
CUCCAGGAAGCAGCUGCACUGUCACUCUGGGUUUCGUUCUGCAGAUAAGUCCUCCAGCGCUGUGAGACAUGGAGAACCACAGCACCACCAGAGUGGUCCUGCUGGCCUGUGGGUCGUUCAACCCCAUCACCAACAUGCACCUGAGGAUGUUUGAGCUGGCCCGGGAUCAUCUGGAAGACACAGGUCAGUACCGGGUGGUGAAGGGAAUCAUCUCUCCGGUGGGCGACGGCUAUAACAAGAAGGGCCUGAUCGAAGCCUCCCACCGCCUGGAGAUGGCCAGACUGGCCACAGAAACCUCGGACUGGAUCACCGUGGACUCCUGGGAGAGCCUGCAGCCGGAGUGGGUGGAGACUUGUAAAGUCGUUCGGCAUCACUACAAUGAGCUGCUUACAUCAGAGCAGAGCAAAGACGACGUGGACACGGUCAAGUUUGCCAAAAAGAGACGCGUGGAGGAAAACUCAUUUGAGGGUUCAAGUCAUCAUAGAAAGAGAGGUGACCCUCAGCUGAUGCUGCUGUGUGGGGCGGACGUCCUGGAGUCCUUCGGCGUUCCCAACCUGUGGAAGCCCGAGGACAUCGCGGAGAUCGUGGGCGACUACGGCGUGGUCUGCAUCACCCGCAGCGGCAGCGACUCGCUCAAGUUCGUCCACCAGUCCGACGCGCUGUGGAAGCACCGCAAGAACAUCCACCUGGUCACUGAGUGGGUCACCAACGAGAUCUCCGCCACCCACGUGCGGCGGGCGCUGCGCCGGGGCCGCAGCGUGAGAUACCUGCUGCCGGACAGCGUCCUGUACUACAUCCAGCAGCACGAGCUGUACAGCUCAGAGAGCGAGCAGAAGAACGCCGGCGUGAUUCUGGCCCCCCUGCAGAGAUACACGAGCUGAGGAGCCGCAGAUAGAGCGAUGCGAGCCGUCUGUACUUAGUGCUGUAACUUUGAACAAACCACACUACUAAGCUCACAUAAGUGCCUACUUCAUGGAAUAGUCAUCAGUUUUUUGCGAGUCUUUUUUCCAGGUUCGCUCUGUUCUAACCACUUUGUGUGUGGAUGACGAGUGAACAAGUCAAGAACAAAGACGGGGUCGAACUUCAAACCUGGCCUGACAGAGGAUCCAGUUUGGCCAGUGGAAAGACCUUGCAAAAUGGAAAUGUUACCAAAAAAACAUCCUGUUUAUCAUUCAUGCUCUUCAGAUGGUGCAGUUUUUUGAAGUUUAGCACAGUUGUAUGAAGCUUACACCCAAGAAAUCGGUGGUGCAGCAGUGGAAUUUACCACCUUACUGCCAGUGAAUUAGCGAAGGCCGCAGGAAUCCUGCAAAGCAGCAGCAGGCAUUUCAGGUACAGUCAGUCAGUGACCUGGUUUUUUAAUUUUUAAUUUUUAAUUUUCAAUAUUUUUGGGCAAUAAUUCUGACUCAAUAAAAAGGCACCAUGUUGAAAUUACAUUUAUUUUUCUUUUAAAACAUGAUCUUGUUCAAGUUGUGUAAAAAGAUAUUGAAGAUAUUUUUGACAUCGUACUCAUUUUGCACUGUCACAUUUGGAGUUAUUUGCGAUCAAACUGGAGUGUAUGCUGCUUUUGAACUACAAUGAGUUUGAGUUUGACACCUCUGAGCUAAAGUGGAAACUUUAGCAGAAUUUACCUGCUGCAUGAACACGUUUUUUUUUUUAAUGCACUCCUCUUCAUUCAUCACCUGUUUAUAUCUGGAGCAAGACUUUGCAGAAACUCCACAGACAGACCCUGAAAGCAGCUUUGAUCACUUGGUGCUUGUUAUAU